Messenger RNA from Gryllus bimaculatus (two-spotted cricket), 1859 nucleotides. NCBI's taxonomy places the organism in Eukaryota, Metazoa, Arthropoda, Insecta, Orthoptera, Gryllidae. The record is from the annotation of a GenBank genome assembly.
UAUACGUGUAUGUUAUGAAUAAUCGAACGUUAAAAAGACACUUUUCCUAUUUCUGACAAAUUAGCCAAUUUUUAUGUGAGGAAGUUGGCGAGUCUAACCUGGAACUGUACCUGGCGACACUAGCGCCUCCUAGAGCUUCGUCCCCUGUUUUGAUGGAGAGUUGCAAGGCAAUGGGUGUACCGCUGCCCGCCCCAACGCCCGCUACUGUUCAGCCGAGGUCAGCGAGGGAGCAGCGUGCAGGUCUGGUUCAAGCCGAGGCGUGCCCGCCUUCAUUGGCCUGCUAGGCGUCGAAUUUUCGAACGAUGCUUUCCGCCAAAGAUGCAGCCCUGGAUGAAAUAUCCUCCACCUUCUCCCUCAGCUCAUUAUAUAAUGGCGUCCAUAUAUAUCGUGCUAAUGCUCGUCGGGACAUCCGGAAAUGGUCUCGUGGUCUAUUUAUUUAUCAGAUCCCGGGCGCUUCGCACUCCUGCCAACAUUCUCGUGCUGAACCUGGCAGUGAGCGACUUCUUCCUUCUGUUGGACAUGGUUGCCAACUGUACGGAUUUGUGGGCGGCCUGACCGGCACGGUCUCCAUUGUCACGCUGGCGCUCAUCGCCUACGACCGCUUCAACGUGAUAGUGUUCCCCAUGGAGCCCUCCAGGAAGACCAGCCACGCCAGCGCCCGCGCCAUGGUCCUCUGUGCGUGGCUGUACGGAGCUACGUUCUCUUCGCUGCCGCUCACCGGCAUCGGCGUCAGCCCCUACACCCCGGAAGGAUAUCUCACGUCGUGCAGCUUCGAUUACAUGUCUCGCAGCUACGUUAAUCGCGUGUAUAUUUUCACUUUCUUCUCGGCCGCCUGGGUGUUGCCGCUUUGCGUCAUAACGUUCUGCUACUCGCGAAUAUACUACAUGGUGAUCCGAACUUCCGACGUGGCCGGCGCCGUGGAUUCGCAGCGGCACUGCCGCGAGGAAGAAAAAAAGCGCAGCGAGCUGAAACUAGCCGGAGUCGUGGCCGGGGUGGUCGUGUUGUGGUUCGUCUCUUGGACGCCGUACGCCGUCGUCGCGCUGCUGGGAGUGACGGGUCGCCACGACCUCAUCACGCCCCUCUCGUCCAUGGUGCCGGCGCUCUUCUGCAAGACGGCGAGUUGCAUCGACCCGUUCGUCUACGCGGUGACGCACCCGCGGUUCCGCAAAGAGUUGCGGUCGCUGUGGCGCGCGAGGCGGAAAAAGAAGCCCGAGCGCGGCCAAGGGAAGGCGCGUCGCCGAAAGACGCCGUGGACCGUGCGGGAAGAAAUGCGCUCGCACGACCGAGACAGAGACGAAACGUCCGACUCGAGCGAGCCCGACGUCGAAGAAGUGUUCGUGAUGGUCGACAGAGGGUGCGACGGGCGCGAAUCGAGAGGCAGCAACAGCAGCAGCAGCGGCGGCGGCGGUGGCGGCUCCUCCGAGGACUCGAGGCCCGAGAGAAGCCGCCGCGGAGGGAGGCGGCGCCGCUCGCAGCGCAUAUCGUGGACGGUGGACGAACCUUUCCCGUUUUCCCAGAACAUCGUCCACCAGUUGCAGCCGCCCAGUUGGUUUGUGCCUCCGCAACCGCAUUCGAAACGGUCGGCCAGUCUCCGGCUGAAGGAGCAAGAAAAUGUGUACUCUGCUAUUGCAAAGAUAUUAAUGCUCUGGAGUCUGUCUGUAGCGUAUAAUCCAAAUGAAUGGCGACUUUUUAUAGAUCUGUUCAAGUUCAGUUUGAAGGAUGUGUCCUCAUAUCUGAAAAUUGCUGAAAGAUUCAAAUUUCGACUUCAUACUUCCCCUAAAGAACUCGCAGCUUGGAAAUCUUUCAUAUCUGUUGUGAAGGGUUUCUUGGAAAUCACAUGGACAACUGUGAGUUAUUAA